Messenger RNA from Meriones unguiculatus (Mongolian gerbil), 3932 nucleotides. RefSeq names its product glycerol-3-phosphate dehydrogenase 1 (gene Gpd1). The record is from RefSeq and is a predicted model, not a curated record. Bases 100 to 1149 code for a protein of 349 amino acids. Gene Ontology annotation, molecular function: NAD binding; glycerol-3-phosphate dehydrogenase [NAD(P)+] activity; protein homodimerization activity. Gene Ontology annotation, biological process: glycerol-3-phosphate catabolic process; carbohydrate metabolic process. The transcript has 9 exons. Gene Ontology annotation, cellular component: cytosol; glycerol-3-phosphate dehydrogenase (FAD) complex. Lineage: Eukaryota; Metazoa; Chordata; Mammalia; Rodentia; Muridae.
CCUCUGGGCCACCUCAGAGGCGGAGCUUGGCUGUACCCACGUGUGGUGGAGUUAAAUACUCAGAGCCUACACCCGCCGGGCAGAGAAACAAGCAGCAGCAUGGCUGGAAAGAAAGUCUGUAUUGUCGGCUCCGGCAACUGGGGUUCAGCCAUUGCCAAGAUCGUGGGUAGCAAUGCAGCCAGGCUGGCACACUUUGACCCACGCGUGACCAUGUGGGUGUUUGAGGAAGACAUCGGGGGCAGAAAGCUAACGGAGAUAAUCAACACGCAGCACGAGAACGUCAAAUACCUGCCGGGGCACAAGCUGCCCCCCAAUGUGGUGGCUGUCCCAGAUGUGGUCCAGGCUGCCGAAGGCGCCGACAUCCUGAUCUUCGUGGUGCCCCAUCAGUUCAUCGGCAAGAUCUGUGACCAGCUCAAGGGCCACUUGAAGGCCAACACCAUCGGCAUAUCGCUUAUCAAGGGGGUAGACGAGGGCCCCAACGGGCUGAAGCUCAUCUCUGAAGUGAUUUCGGAGAGCCUGGGCAUCCCCGUGAGCGUGCUGAUGGGGGCCAACAUUGCCAGCGAGGUGGCCGACGAGAAGUUCUGCGAGACAACCAUUGGCUGCAAGGACCCAGCCCAGGGACAGCUCCUGAAGGAGCUGAUGCAGACACCCAACUUUCGCAUCACUGUGGUACAAGAGGUGGACACGGUGGAGAUCUGUGGGGCUUUGAAGAACAUAGUGGCCGUUGGGGCCGGCUUCUGUGACGGGCUUGGCUUCGGUGACAACACCAAGGCGGCCGUGAUCCGGCUGGGCCUCAUGGAGAUGAUCGCCUUCGCCAAGCUCUUCUGCAGAGGCUCGGUGUCCUCUGCCACCUUCCUGGAGAGCUGCGGGGUCGCCGACCUCAUCACCACCUGCUACGGUGGGCGCAACCGCAAGGUGGCGGAGGCCUUCGCCUGCACUGGAAAGUCCAUUGAGCAGCUGGAGAAAGAGAUGCUGAAUGGACAGAAGCUGCAGGGGCCGCAGACGGCCCGGGAGCUACACAGCAUCCUCCAGCACAAGGGCCUCGUGGACAAGUUUCCCUUGUUCACUGCCGUGUACAAAGUGUGCUAUGAGGGCCAGCCGGUGGGUGAGUUCAUCCGCUGCCUGCAGAACCACCCGGAGCACAUGUGAGUGGGGCCGGCGCCCAGGACAGGCAGCUCCUUUGUUCCAGCGGAGACGAGCCGGAGCGUGCCACAGCUGUCAUCAGGACGGUCUCCAGGACUCCCCAUUCAUCUGAGCCCUCACCGAAGGACACUGAGGACGGGAGGCCGGGCCUCAGCUGCACACCUGGGGAUGCGGAAUGGCUGCCAGAGCCUGCACGCUUUCUCACUGUCCUCUGGGAAGUGCAGAACCAAGCUGCCUGCCCGGGGGGGUGGGGUGGGGGGAGGGAGGGUGCCAGGUCAAGGGCCGCUGGUUGCUGCCUCACGCACACUGGGAAUAUAUCCCAAGCCCAGUUGUUAAGUGACCGAAGAAGUACUUUAGCCACAGGCAGGCUGAGGCAAAGGCUGCCAAGGAGAGGGUCUGGAUGCCUCGGCUGACAGACCCCAGAGACCCCUUGGCCGACCUCUGCCAGGGCCCCGGGCAGCGUCAAUGAUCUCAGUGUUUGUUAACAGAAUACAAACGCCUCAAACAACUUCUAACUUCUCCUAGCAACAUUCGAGUCCUCAGAAGCCUCUGCUCAUUCUGCCGGCCCCUCCCCCAGGCUGCUUUGGGACAAGAGUUGCCCGACACUGGCAUCUCUGGCCCCGGGGCUCACCAUUCUCCCCACCGACUUCCUGGUUCCUAGAGCUUUGCCAGCGCCUCCCCACCCUGUGUGACCUUUCCGAGCCUUCCCUCGCCUGAGCCAGGCUGCCAGCACCCUCUUUGGAGAGCAGGAACUUAAUCUGCUGACAGAGCCACACUUUUUCAGAGCAGGCUCAGGUCGCCCAGGCUCCCUGACCUUCUCUCUGUCCCUCCUCCCCUGGUCAGAGCUCUGCCGGGGGAGUAUCAGCCUGACCCUCCUGCCGCUGACAGGUUCUGAGGAGGCAUCCCGACCCCGUGCCUGCUGCUCAGGGUCCUCCCCACAAGGCCGCUUCUCUCUGGAGUCGUCAUCAGCCCCUUCGUCCCAUAUUCUUGAUUCCACUCUGUCCUCUUGCCCAACCCAGAACCUGUUUCCGCUGCUCUGCAGCAGCCAGAGCCACGGGCGGCUCAAAGGUUCAGUAAGCUUCCACAGGGGUCGGUGGGCCUCGAGCGUCCAAGGGCAGCUCUCCUUGGAAUGAGGUCCCCAUGAGAUCCUGACCCUACCAUCAGGAGCUGGGAAACAGCCUGUCUUGGGGGGAGGGAAGAGCAGAAGGGGGAUGGGACGUGUGCUUUGCACUGGCCUUUUUCCAAGGCUGGGUGGCUGCAGGAGAAUGUCACAGAUCAGCAGCUUGGAGCCCUAGCUAUAAAUAGUCCCCAGGAGCUGAGGUUUCUGCCUCCACUAGGGGUCCCCGUGGGUGGCAGCAGUUGGCACAUGGUGGCUCUGGCCCCUCUCUGCUCCUAGCCUUUAAGAGCUCGGUCUUCCCAGUGAAGGUCAGAGCUGUUGGGUAAGGUGAAGAGGGGGGGGGGGUUGGCAGGACCGCUCCCACACAUUGACUCAAUUCAGAGCAGUCUCCCAGGAGGCUGGGCUGGGGUGCAGAGAGAUUCCGACACCGACACCUAAGUUUGCUCAGUCAACUGUGAAUCGAGGCCUUCCGCUGGUCUACCCAAUAAAGUGUGGUUUUUCCAGAAACUCGGAGUCGGAGUUUAUGUGGUAGGUCAUGCGGCAGUGUGUGGAGUCAUGUAUUACUGCAUGCAUGAUUUCCUCAGUGUAAGGCAAGUGAAAAACAGGAUCAUCUCUGUUUAAAAGCACCCACUCAAUCAGCAUAGGCGUCCACCCCUCCUGUCUCCCCGCCCCCCUUACGCCUUAUACCCCUCCUCCACCCAGGCUGUCACCCAGUCUUCCCAGCGCUUCUUGGGGGUCUGUCACACCGCCUGCAUACGAGGAAGUCGCUCACGAGGCAGAAACAUUAGCGAGUCACCCCCAUAGCGCAGGUCCAGUCCCUACGCCACCCCCGAUCACCCAGCAAAGAGCCGCUCUGGGCGCUAGGGGGUGCGCGGUCCACCUCUGGAGGAUUCCGAGGGAAUCUACCUAGCUACAUGUGCGUCACUGCUACAUAGACUGGGGAUUGGCUGAUUCUGAGCUACAUUUUUCUCCCCGCCCCCGGUGUUUUCCAAGGAGGGCUCUCGAGGGAGCCGAACCACAAUCCCCAGAAUUCAUUGGGCCUUCUGGAGAGGAAGACUAAACUGAGCGUGCGGAGAAGGGAGGUGGCGGAAGCCGGAAGUUUAAAGCCGGCUCUCGCCUUAGUAGGCGGGUCUUCGCAGGGGCUGGCGGGUCAGGGACGGGGCAGCGCGCCGGUGGUCGUGACGCUCGGUGUUCGGGCCUGCCUCUUCCCCGCUUCGGCCGCGCGAGUGGCGGACAGAGUGGGAAUCCCUGAGACGCGGCCGAGCUGCAGCAUCCAGGGGCAGACAUGCCAACCGCCAAGCAGCUCGCCGACAUUGGCUACAAGACCUUCUCCGCUUCCAUGAUGCUCCUCACCGUGUACGGGGGCUACCUCUGCAGCGUGCGAGCCUACCGCUUCUUCCAGCUGCGCAGCGCCAGGCGCCAGGCUGCAGAAGAACAGAAGUCCUCAGGGGUCCUGUAGAGCCCAGUCUUCCCCUCUGAGCAGGGAGGCUUGAACAUGGACUGGAAAAGACCUCCCUGGCAUGCCAUCUGUGGCAAGAGCUAGGCCACGAUGAUUCGAGUCUGAAGGGCAAAAGUACCGUGGUUUCCGAAGCAGCACUGCCUUGUGCCCUUCUGACAGUUUGUGGAGGCCAUCAAAUAAAUGGGAAUAAGAGGGUGAGGUUUAUUACAGAUA